UUUUUUUUUUUACUUGCGUGAAUUUGAACUUCGUAAAGUUUAUAUUUGGUGCAGCUAAUUGCUAAUACGAGACCAUAGCCGUAUGAGAUAGUAGCUACACGGAGACGGAGAUCGGAUUUCUGUCAUGUUAAUAAUGCGGUUAGAAUAAUGGGUUUUUUUAUUACUUAGUAUACAGGAUUAUUAAGAAAAGUAUAUUGCCGUCGGGUGUUUUCGUGCGCUAGAAGCGCGCGUCGCUGUGUCCAGCCGCGAGCUACGCGAGGCCGGGGAUGAACUCGGCGCGAUAGGCCAGGAAAAUGGACGAAAGUUCACGCGAUUGGGGAACAUAAAACAUUUAUACGUGUUUUUUUUACGCUUGCCCGUUGUUUAAUCUGAGAUUGGAAUCGGGUAACGGAAAUAUACGUGCGUCAAAGGGCAGGAAUGGACUUGGAACGACAGAGGCGCAAGGAAGAGAUACAGAAAGCCCUGGGAUUCAUACAGUCCUCCUUGCCUUUCCCAGAACCUGAAGCUUAUGAGGCAUUUCUGACCCAGCUUGUUUGCAAUCUGCUGGAUGAGGGGAAUGCAGCCUUCCGGGAAGGGGACUUCAGACAAGCAACAUAUCACUACAGCGAGGGAGUUAGUGUGGCCCGGUAUGCCCAGGCUGAAGCACUGGUCAUCCCACCUGAGCUUCUGGAGAGCCUCUAUGUUAACAGGGCAGCAGCGUACCACAACUCUGGGGAGUAUGAGAAGGGUGUGCAGGACUGUGAUAGUGCCUUGGCUGUGUGCGAGGGCAGUCGCAGGGCACUGUACAGGAAGGCUCUCUGUCUGCGAGACCUGGGCCGAUUGAGGGAGGCCUAUGAGUGUGGGACCAGCUGUCUUCUCACGGACCCCCAUGAUAGGCAGGUCAGUGAACUGGCUCAAGAGCUGGCAGCUAAAUUGGGCCUGAAGAUCCGCAAAGCCUACGUCAGCCCGCAGGUAGAAUCUGUGACAGCAGCGGGCGAAAGCAAUGGGGAUGCUACCAGUUCUACUGGAGAGAUGUCAGCUAAUGGUCUGGAAUCUCUAAGUGACAUGUCAUCAGCUGUCCUACCCAGUGUUGAGUGUAUCCCCGCUCCUCUGGCUACACCCAUCCCUGUGAGCGAUGACUCCUUGUCCCCUACCAAGACCCCUGUGGUGCCACAGGACCUCCCUGACAGCCCCAGUCAGGGCCCCCCAUUUUCCGUACCGGUGUCAGAGCACUUGGCAGAGUGUGAGGUUAUGGGUGAUGAACUUGACAGCCUACUGGACUGCAUCCCCAAGGCGACUGAAGUUGGUGGGGCAAGUCCAGUUCAGGGGGCCAUCCCAACCAAUCUCCCCAAUACGGCAGUUGGUUUGCGGCCACCAUACACCACCAGCUUACCUGCCCCUUCGCCACAGCUUCCUCCUGCCUUCUUCAACUCUGCUGUCAGUGUUCUCAACUCUCUUGACACAUUCUCACCCCGUGGGUCAGGGGACAGUUCCACUAAGGCGCUGGACGCCCUGGAUGACUUUAUUCCUGGGCCAGGGGGAGUUGCUAAGGGAGGGUCAGGCGGAGGGGGGCUGGAUUCGCUCUCAGAAUUUACCCUGCCUGGAGGAAGAGUCUCUCACAGUUUCCUUCAAGGGCUGCGAAGUUCCAAGUCUACUCAUACGAAUGGUCCUGCUGGCUCCAACCUCUCCUUGCUGUCCCGCAACCCCCUGGCUGCGACCCACGAGUUCCGACAGGCCUGCCCAGCUUGCUAUAGCCGCAUAGGACCACGGGUGAUGGACUACAAGUACCAGCCUGAUGCAGCCCAUCGCUGCAAGCGGGAUGUACUGCUGUGUCGUUUAAAAAAUAGUGAUGACCCCACCUGGAAGAGAGUGCGGCCUCGCCCUGCUCGAAACAACUUCUUAGGAGCUUUUGUGCUCUGCAAAGAAGUGCAGGAGCGCCAGGAGUGCAAGUAUGGGGAGAACUGCACCUUUGCCUACUGCCAGGAGGAGAUUGAUGUGUGGACACAGGAGAGGAAGGGUGCUCUGAGCCGUGAACUGCUCUUUGAUCCUCUGGGCAGUACUGAGCGCCGGGCUUUGAGUGUCACACGUCUGUUGCAGCUGCACAUGGGCAUGUUCAUGUUCCUCUGUGAGGAGUGCUACGACAGUAAGCCCCGAAUCAUCAGUAAGCGCAGUAAAGAAAAUCUGGCAGUCUGCUCCAAUCUCACCGCCCGUCAUCCCUUCGAUGACAACAAGUGCCUGGUGCAUGUAGUGCGCUCGGCCAAUGUGCGCUACAGUAAGGUGCGGCCACUCCACCCACUGUGCCAGUUUGACGUGUGCCGCCACGAGGUACGCUAUGGCUGCCAGCGUGAGGACAGCUGUUCCUUUGCCCACUCCGUCAUCGAGCUUAAGUGCUGGGUGCUGCAGCAGGACACUGGUAUCACCCAUGAGGAGAUUGUACAGGAGUCCAAGAGACAUUGGCACAGGCUGGAGCAGAAUGCCCAAAGGCAGAAGCCUCUACAUAUGCCACCACAACCAACACCCAAUGCUAUAGCUGCAGGAGCUGGUGGGGGCGGUGGCGGUGGUGGGGACAGUACUGGUGGUGGAGGUGUCGGGGGCAUGGUUGGAGUUGGCAGUGGGGGAGGAUGUGGGGGCAGUGGCAGCGGACGAAACCGUGGGCUGAACCUGAAAAUGAAGUUUGUAUGUGGACAGUGCUGGAGAGAUGGGCUGGUCAGUGAGCCUGACAAAGCCCUCAAGUAUUGCACUGCCAAGGCCCGACACAGCUGGACAAAGGAGAGGCGGGUACUGCUAGUGAAGUCCUUUGAGAAGAAGAAAUGGGUGGUGGUGCGACCGCUACCUUUUUCCCGAAGCUACCCACAGCAGUAUGACAUGUGUGUCCAUGUGAUGAAGCAGAAGAAGUGUCACUACAUUGGGAACUGCUCCUUCGCCCAUAGUUUGGAAGAGAGGGAUGUGUGGACUUACAUGAAGAACAACAACUUGCGAGAUAUGCAGCAGAUGUAUGACAUGUGGCUGACACUGACCAAUCAGAAUCACCGCCCGGAUGGCACGCUGGUGACUCCACCACCAGAAGAGAAACAGAUUGUCAUGCCGACAGACUAUGCUGAACCAAUGAGCGGAUACCACUGCCGGCUCUGUGGGAAGCACAGCAACAGUGAGCGUCAGUGGCAACAGCACAUCUCCUCAGAGAAGCACAAGGACCGGGUGUUCAGCUGUGAGGGCGAGGAUGAAGGGCUGGCUUGGAGACACCGUUUUCCUGGCCCUCGCUUCACACUCUGCCCCAGGUUGGAAGGCAGUUGCCCAGAAGGAGCAAGCUGUGACUAUGCACACAGUGAGGAGGAGCUUGCAGAGUGGCAGGAGAGGCGGGACUUCCUCAGACGGAAGUUGGCCAAAGCUCGUGAUGACAUGCUUAUCGCACCCAACGACUAUGACUUUGGGAAAUACAAUUUUCUCCUCCAAGACUGAAGCACCACAAGUACACAUAUUCUUGCGUGCACAUAUAGACAUGCACAAAGACGUAUGAUGUCCAUAGGCUCUAACUUGGCUACACAGCCAGGAGUUGGGCCUCUUGUCUAGAAGCCCUCCAUACACAAACAAUUCCACAUCCAAAAACUCAUACUCACAUGCUGACUUAAUGUCCUGAGUGACAGAGGUGCACACAUGAGCCAGUGGCAGUACAGGUGAGGAAGACUUUUUUUUCUUUUCUUUUCUUUUCUUUUCUUUUCUUUUUUUUCCCUUUUACCACCUAUAACCACUCUCCAUCAAUAAUAAUGCAUCACCACACAAAAUGGCAGUAUCCCUCCUUGGUGUUGUAAUGAUGUGAACUAAUGUGGAGUGCAAGGGGACACAGUUCCAAAAAAAUCAGCCAGCUAUCACCCACACUGAGGAAUGUUUACUGGCUGUAACCUGAAGGAAGCGCUCACUGUACAGAGUGCGUGAUGCUAGAGUUUAUCCCUCAGCCUUGUAGGCCAGGAUUGGACAGUGAGCCAGUCACAAAAGUAGUGUGAUGUGAUGUGAUGUGAUGUUAUGGGCCUCAACACAUUGCACUCACCUACAUAAUGUCCACAGGGCGGUAACUCAUGUCAGUUACACAACAUUGCAGAUCACCGGCUAGGUUAUGAAUUUUACAGUUGAAAGUCCGGCACUGAGUGUGUUUUCAGAAGGUAGACAGAAAAGUUUAAAGAAAGGCUUUGUGAACUAUGACUGUAAAUAUGUAAAAGACAAAGGACCUGGUUGUACAACUGUGCAGCAGUACAGUCUUAGGUCAGUGAUUUCACUGAAUACUGAAUAUACUGAAUGUCAGCCUGUAGCCAAUCCAUUAAUUUUAUAAGGGGAAUACAUAAAUGGAAGAAGUGGGAGGCAGAACAAACAAAUGAUUGACUUACUAUUUCUAGGUAGCCACAUUUCCUUGUAUACACCAAUAGUGGAAACUAUAAAUAAGCGUAUGUUUAUAUACUUGUAUACAUAUACACACCUUAUAUAAAUACCAAAAAGAAUCGUUAUACUAAUAAUAGGUGACUUAGCUAUUAUGCUUAAUUAAAUAAGAUCAUAUAAUAUUGAUUAUAUAGUAUCACUUGUUAUUGACUCUUACUCUAUACUAUAUUAACUGUAUCAAUAGAUAAGUAGAGGAUUUUUGCUAUUGUGAGGGUCAUUCCAGACGGCACAUAUUAAAGCAGGACUUUUUUUCUGCGUUCACUGAAACAUUCAACUAUAUUAUUGUGUAAUUGGUGAGAAAUGUGUGGAAAUAUGCCAUAAUCAAAAUAAUUUCUAAUAAAUGCUAUGAUUUGUGGACUGCUGCAUAUAAAGGAGUUCUGGCAAAGACUGAAUAUGACCAGUCCCAGAUUGUUAAAUGCAUCUGAUGAUGGGUCCUACAUAAACCAAAAGGGUUUCCUAGCUGCCUUCAAGUAUUGUUUAUACAGAGUAUUUGGAAUUACAGUAACAUACACACUGUCUGAAAUGGCUUGUCCUGAGUGGGGUCGUGACGAGCCGGAGCCUAACCCAG
Scleropages formosus (Asian bonytongue) is the source of this 4975-nucleotide messenger RNA. RefSeq names its product zinc finger CCCH-type containing 7Bb (gene zc3h7bb). The transcript is spliced from 23 exons. The coding region runs from base 418 to 3438 and encodes 1006 amino acids. The record is from RefSeq and is a predicted model, not a curated record. Gene Ontology annotation, molecular function: metal ion binding; protein binding; miRNA binding. Lineage: Eukaryota; Metazoa; Chordata; Actinopteri; Osteoglossiformes; Osteoglossidae. Gene Ontology annotation, biological process: miRNA processing.